Trichomycterus rosablanca is the source of this 1849-nucleotide messenger RNA. RefSeq names its product homer protein homolog 1 (gene homer1). Gene Ontology annotation, molecular function: G protein-coupled glutamate receptor binding. Gene Ontology annotation, cellular component: dendrite; cytoplasm; postsynaptic density. The coding region runs from base 410 to 1483 and encodes 357 amino acids. Gene Ontology annotation, biological process: G protein-coupled glutamate receptor signaling pathway; regulation of store-operated calcium entry. The transcript is spliced from 9 exons. The record is from RefSeq and is a predicted model, not a curated record. Lineage: Eukaryota; Metazoa; Chordata; Actinopteri; Siluriformes; Trichomycteridae.
AAAAAUAGUGAAAAUGAAUGGAUGAGCAUCAUGGACCUUUAAAUGUUAAAUUAAGGAAUUAAUUGGUUGAAUUAAUUGGAUAUUUUACUCAGCGUUUGGAGAUAAGCUCAGGACAUGGUACCAUCUCUCGGACAGACGCGCUCUGGUCCGGCCUGGUUCAUCUGAUUCACCGCAGGAGGAGAAGAUCUGAUCUGAUAUUCCAGGUUCUGUACAGAGAUCCUGAAGCUUCAGAGCUGUGAGAUCUGAGAACACACAUUGCGAAAGCUCCUACAACCAUCAUGUCUGUACAUGUCUGCUCGGAUUAGCUGUGAAGAUAAAGCCAGUUCAUGGCAUGUCGGAGUGAAAGAGGCUGAAUAGAAGAACCAACUAUCUACAGCUGCUUCCAGCACCAUCAGCUCCACCAGCAAACAUGGGAGAGCAGCCCAUCUUCAGCACCAGAGCCCACGUCUUCCAGAUCGACCCCAACACCAAAAAGAACUGGGUACCCACCAGCAAGCAUGCGGUCACCGUGUCCUACUUUUACGACAGCACCCGAAACGUCUACCGAAUCAUUAGCUUGGACGGAUCCAAGGCGAUUAUCAACAGUACCAUCACACCCAACAUGACCUUCACUAAGACCUCACAGAAAUUCGGCCAGUGGGCGGACAGCCGGGCGAACACCGUCUACGGCCUCGGCUUCACCUCCGAGAGCCACCUGAGCAAAUUUGCAGAAAAGUUUGCAGAAUUUAAGGAAGCUGCUCGGUUAGCAAAGGAAAAAUCUCAGGAGAAGAUGGAGCUGACCAGCACGCCGUCACAGGAAUCAGCUACGGGUGACCUGCAGUCACCUCUGACCCCCGAAAGCAUUAACGGGACGGAUGAUGAACGGUCGGCGGCCGACACCUCUCUGAACUCGGAGCCUCGCGUCGAGACCAACGCGGUUCCCUUCCCCCACGGCAGUUCAACCACCGUGAACAAGCACUGGGAGGCCGAACUGGCCGCUCUUAAAGGCAACAACGCCAAGUUAACAGCAGCGCUGCUGGAGUCGACGGCCAACGUUAAACAGUGGAAGCAGCAGCUGGCGGCGUAUCAGGAGGAGGCUGAAAGGCUGCACAAACGAGUGACAGAAUUGGAGUGUGUGAGCGGGCAGACUACAGUCAUCAAAACCCAAAAAACAGAACUGAACCAGACCAUAGAGGAGCUGGAGGUGACACUGAAGGCCAAAGAGGAGGAACUAGAACGACUGAAGGCAGAAGUCGAGAGCGGCAACGAGCUGCAAUCACAGAAAGAUUCACUCACCAAGAAACUGCAGGAGACCGAGACGAGGACGGCGGAGCUGGAGACUCAGCUGGUGGAGCUGGAGCAGCGGGUGGAGAGCAGUAACGCCGAGCACGAGGCCUUCAGGAAGAGCGUCCGCUCGCUUCUUCAGCUCCUCGAUGGCAAGAUCUUCGAAUUGACUGAGCUCAGAGACAACCUGGCCAAACUGAUCGAGGAGGAAAGAAGCUAGUGCCUGCAGGAACACAGCGCCAUCCGGUGGAGAACAUAGACACCACAUUCACUGAGGACACACACACCAGCAUAGUGUACGUGCUUGGUCCCACUUACAGAACCACACUUUCUAUAACAGGUGCCUACAGUCACGAAUCCACACACACACACACUCACACACACACGGUCAUGAAAAAGUUUGGACACCCCCGGUCAAAUUCGAUGAACUAUUGAUCGAGUAUUGAUUUUCUGAAUGAAAAUAAAAUAAGAGGGAACCAUCAUGUUUGCUAUUUAUUAAUACUUGCAUAAUAUACCGGGCUAGUGAUCAAAAGGUUGCUGGUUCAAGCCCCACCACUGCCAAGAUGCCACUGUUUGGCCCCUGAGG